Molecule: messenger RNA, 915 nt
Organism: Lasiodiplodia theobromae
Lineage: Eukaryota; Fungi; Ascomycota; Dothideomycetes; Botryosphaeriales; Botryosphaeriaceae
Product: ATPase family aaa domain-containing protein 1-a
Exons: 2
Coding region: 1-915 (304 amino acids)
Cellular component (GO): mitochondrial outer membrane
Molecular function (GO): ATP hydrolysis activity; ATP binding
Source: RefSeq, a predicted model, not a curated record
AUGUCAAAGUGGAGAAAGAUGGCACAUGGCGCGUGGGAGAGGAUGCUUCUUGAAAAUAUCGUAGACACAGACUCCAUUUGCCCAGACUACAGGGAUAUCUUUGUCGAUCCUUUGACAAUCCAGAAGCUGGAAAACGUCACCUCGCUCUCAUUGAGGAAGCCCAAAGCCUUUGGCCACGGCGUUCUUCGCUCGAACAGAAUCACAGGCGCGAUCCUUUAUGGACCUCCGGGUACUGGAAAGAGCCUCCUUUGCAGGUGUUUGGCAAGACAGUCCAACAUGAACAUGCUUGUCGUUUCGGCCGCAGAGAUGUGGCAGAAGUGCUGGGGAGACGACGAAAAGGUCAUCAAGGCUAUAUUCUCCCUGGCCCGAAAGCUUCACCCAUGCAUUGUCUUCAUCGACGAGGCAGACGCCAUGUUUGGAGUUCGCAAGGGAGGCGAACAGAGGCACAUCCGCUCUAUGAUCAACCAAUUUCUUAUGGAGUGGGAUGGGCUGGCAACUGAUGUCAAAGCCCCCUUCAUCCUGCUCGCGACAAACAGGCCGUUUGAUCUCGACCCCGCUGUGCUGCGACGCGCUCCCGUGCACAUUCACAUGGACCUGCCGACGACCGAUGAGAGGCUGGGCAUUCUCAAGGUCCUCCUCAAGGGCGAAAAGCUCGGGUCUGACAUCGACGCUGGUAAAUUAGCCAAGAUGACGCCCCGUUUCUCUGGCUCUGACCUUAAGAGUCUCUGCGUUCAGGCUGCUCUCGAAUGCGUUGGCGAACAGUCCGAUGACACCGACGUCCGCGUUGUUGAGCGGCGGCAUUUCAUGUCCGCGUUGCAAUCAAUUCGGGCGACGGGCAUGACCAAGACUACGGCAGCCCAAUAUGAAAAAUUCGAGAAGCAUGCUAGGAAUCAGGAGGCUGGAGAAGAGUAUUAA